Molecule: messenger RNA, 8878 nt
Organism: Notolabrus celidotus (New Zealand spotty)
Lineage: Eukaryota; Metazoa; Chordata; Actinopteri; Labriformes; Labridae
Product: potassium voltage-gated channel subfamily H member 7-like
Exons: 15
Coding region: 346-3846 (1166 amino acids)
Biological process (GO): regulation of heart rate by cardiac conduction; potassium ion transmembrane transport; membrane repolarization during action potential
Cellular component (GO): membrane
Molecular function (GO): inward rectifier potassium channel activity
Source: RefSeq, a predicted model, not a curated record
CACCGCUGUCCGCUGCAUGCGCUCCACACAGCACUACAGAGGACGUCAGGAGGAUCGAGCCCCAUCCACAUCCACAUCGCGAAAUGCUUUGCAAACUGAACCUAACUCAAGCAAUCCUCCCCGAUUCCCUGCGUUUCGGCGAGGAGGCAUUCACACGUUCAGGCAUACAAGCGGGCUAAACAAGACCUCGUGGGAAGUAAGGAAGGUCGUCGAAAGUGGAAAGAGUGCUCGCGUCGAUUAUGAUCUGUGGCACAGGGACCAGCACCACGAGCCAACAUCUGUAACUUCGGGAUUUACUUGUAAAGGAGCUUUUAGUGGAGAUCGUGGGAUAUUCUGUGCUCAAACAUGCCUGUUAGAAGAGGUCACGUUGCGCCACAAAACACAUUCCUUGGAAUUAUUAUACGGAAAUUCGAGGGUCAGAACCGUAAAUUUGUGAUAGCCAAUGCCAGGGUGGAGAACUGUGCGAUCAUAUACUGCAAUGAUGGCUUUUGCGAGAUGACUGGCUUCUCCAGACCAGACAUCAUGCAGAAGCCCUGCACCUGUGACUUCCUCCACGGUGACCUGACUGACAAAGAGGCCAUCAGCCUGGUGUCCCAGGCCGUGCUUGGAUCCGAAGAGCGCAAGGUGGAGAUCACCUACUACCGCAAGGAUGGCUCUGACUUUCAGUGCAACAUCCACGUCAUCCCGGUGAAAAAUGAAGAGGGCGUGGUGAUGAUGUUUAUCUUGAAUUUCGAUUACGUCGUGGAUGAGGAGAGUGACAACUCUACUGAGAAGAUAAGCCCGACGUCCCCUACAAAGUCAGAUCAAAGGAGGAGUAGAUUCUUUCGCUUCCGUCAGGCCGCUUUGAGUCUGAUGAAUACCAACAAGCAAUCUCUUCCGCAAGAGGACCCUGAUGCUGUGAUGGUGGACUCACCCAAAGAGAACGAGGACUCAGUGGCCCUGCAGAACUUCAACUCACCCACAAAGAGCAUUUUUAGUCCCAUUGAGGCCAAUGACACACAUGGCCUCAUAGGCUCCAGCCACCACACGUCCCAGACCAGCAUUGGUCCUGAACCAGUUGACCAUUCAUCCCCCAAACUCCCUUGGCAGAAGCUGUACCAGACAGAGCCCCACCAGUCCUCGACCACCCUGUCAAACACCUUCCCCAGAGGCAGCAUCAACAGCAUGAGGCGGGCCUCGUCCGUCCAUGAAAUUGAAGGCUACAGUUCCAAUUCCAAAAGCGUGUUCAGGGAUCGUCAUACAAGUGAAGGCCCCUUUAAUCAUGUGAAGUCCAGCCUGCUCGGCUCUACCUCGGACUCCAACAUUAACAAGUACAGCACCCUCAACAAGAUCCCUCUGAUAGCGCUCCAUUUUGCAGAGGCUGAUAAGAAGCCUCAUUCCCCGCCUACAUCUGAGACGGCCAUCAUCGCACCCAAAGUCAAAGACAGAACUCACAAUGUCACAGAGAAAGUCACACAGGUCCUGUCACUCGGAGCUGAUGUGCUUCCAGAGUACAAACUCCAGACUCCUCGCAUUGACAAGUUCACCAUCCUCCACUACAGCCCCUUCAAAGCUGUGUGGGAUUGGCUGAUCCUGCUGCUGGUCAUCUACACAGCCAUCCUAACUCCCUACUCCGCUGCUUUUCUUCUCAAUGACCAAGGGGAGCAGAAGAGGCGUGAAUGUGGAUACUCAUGCAGCCCGCUUAACGUGGUGGAUUUAAUGGUGGACAUCAUGUUCAUCAUUGACAUCCUCAUAAACUUCAGGACCACUUACGUGAACCAGAACGAGGAGGUGGUCAGCGAUCCAGCUAAGAUAGCAAUACAUUAUUUUAAAGGCUGGUUCCUUAUAGACAUGGUGGCUGCAAUCCCCUUUGACCUUCUUAUCUUUGGCUCAGGAUCAGAUGAGACCACCACUCUGAUUGGCCUGUUGAAGACCGCUCGGCUCCUGCGAUUGGUCCGUGUAGCCAGAAAGCUGGACCGCUACUCUGAGUACGGCGCUGCUGUACUCAUGCUCCUCAUGUGCAUCUUUGCCCUCAUCGCCCACUGGCUGGCCUGUAUAUGGUACGCCAUCGGAAAUGUAGAGAAGCCCUACCUGGAGCACAAGAUUGGCUGGCUGGACAAUCUGGGCGUGUCCAUAGGAAAGAGAUACAACUACAGCGAUCCAAGCUCUGGUCCCUCUAUUAAAGACAAGUACGUCACAGCACUUUACUUCACCUUCAGUAGUCUGACCAGCGUGGGCUUUGGAAAUGUUUCCCCAAACACCAACUCAGAGAAGAUCUUUUCCAUCUGCGUCAUGCUGAUUGGCUCCCUCAUGUACGCCAGUAUUUUUGGAAACGUCUCAGCCAUCAUCCAGAGGCUGUACUCGGGUACGGCCCGCUAUCAUGCUCAGAUGUUACGGGUCAAGGAGUUCAUACGCUUCCACCAGAUCCCAAACCCACUGAGGCAGAGGCUGGAGGAGUACUUCCAACACUCAUGGACCUACACCAACGGCAUUGAUAUGAACACGGUGUUAAAAGGUUUUCCUGAGUGCCUGCAGGCGGAUAUCUGCCUUCACCUCAACAAAAGUCUUCUGCACAGCUGCAAAGCUUUUGAAGGAGCCACCAAAGGCUGCCUGAGGGCGCUGGCCAUGCGCUUCAGAACCACUCACGCCCCUCCUGGAGACACUCUGGUCCACAGUGGAGACGUGCUCACCGCUUUGUACUUCCUGUCCCGUGGCUCUAUUGAGAUCCUGAAAGACGACAUUGUGGUAGCCAUCCUGGGAAAGAAUGACAUCUUUGGAGAGAUGAUUCAUCUAUUGGCCAAACCAGGGAAAUCGAAUGCUGACGUGCGAGCACUCAGUUACUGCGACCUGAGCACCAUUCAGAGAGAGGAUCUGCUGGAGGUGCUGGACAUGUACCCAGAGUUUGCUGACUGCUUCUUCAACAACCUGGAGCUUACCUUCAACCUCAGAGAUGAUUCUGCUAAGCCGUCAAAUUCAGACUGUGAUUCAGACGACGAGGGCUCUAAGAGCGUAAAACGAAGGAUCUCCUUUACACCAGAUCCAGCUAAAGGGGAAAACAAGGAGGUGGUUGAAGACAUGGGAGGGAACAGGGAGUCUAACUUGUGCCUAAAGAGAUCUUCAGAAGUCCUUGGUCCUUGUCCGCCCAGUCCUGCAGUCCUGGACUCAAAUCUUAUUGUGAGAGACAGCAUGGAGAGGAGGCCGUCUUUUGAAGAUCUGUGCUGUGAUAAAUGGGCCUGUAAGAAACCUACAGACUUCCUGGAUGAGUCAGCACACUUCCAGGACCUUAGGGAGGAUGAUAAUUCUGCCAGCGAUAUCAUGUACGGAGAGGUGGAACAACGCUUAGGUCAGCUUCAGGACCACCUUAACAGGCUGGAGUCUCAGCUGGUGUCAGACAUGCAGACCAUCCUUCAGCUGCUGCAAAGACAGCCAACACUUGGACCUCCAGCAUACAGCACUGUGACAGCCAGUCCAGACUAUCACAGACCUGCAGUGAAGGUGCAGCCAGUCGCUCUGACUGCAAGCCAUUUCUUCAGCCAUACAGGAACUCAAGGCCCGAACCUCAAACUGGAGAGAGGCAUUCAGGAAUCCAAAGACUCUGUGUCGAGCUUGGCCAGUGUGAAUGCAUCCAUGGAGGACAGCCUUACAGCAUUGCUUGUACAAAGACAUACAGAGCCACAACAACAGCAGCAGCAGCAGCAGCAGCAGCAACAACAAAUCACAGGACAUCAACAGCCUGCACUGCUCCUUCUUCCAACUGAAACCUCUUCCAACUCCUCCUUCUCUUCCUCUCCAUCCCCCUCUGACUCCCAACUCAACGCUGCUGGACUCCAUAGACCCAUCUCAGACCCGGAGUGCUCCAGACCGUAAACCCUCCAGCAGCACAUUGUUCUAAUAUCUAGGUUGUAAUGCUGUAAUUACUAAGUAGCAGCUUCUUUUCAGCAUGCUGGUACAGACUUCUGUAUUGUUAGUUUGCAUUGUCUUGGUAAUAGAAAUAAGAAGGUUUUUUUCAUUAUGCAUGUGGAUAAAAUACUGUUCACUGCAGCUAACAGUGAGAUAACGGACUGUUUUCUGCAGUAACCAGUGUAAUAACAAUAGUUACAUAUUGUAACAGUAGCUCUAUCAACACAAAGGCCCUUUGUUGGAUUUAACAGCCUCUUAACUCAAUUCUACCCUUUCUGUAGGGAUACUGAUUUAAGGGAUGCAUCUUGUUGGGAUAGAAUUAGCACAACACCUAAAUAACUCUCUGUUUCCCCCAGGCUUUUUACUCCGAUGGACUCUGAUGGGGCUCUGUAUCUUCUCUUUUAAACCUGUUGCAACAUUUUAUGCUCCAAAAGCUAGGGAUGCAUCAAUCCUCGUUUUUAGAUCCCGAUACCGAUAUUAAUACCUUUGUAUCUGCCGAUACCGAUACUAGCCGAUCCGAUCCUUGUAUUGAUUUAACAAUCUCUAUUCCUUAAUGUGAGGAUAGAAUCAUGUUUUGGCAACUUCAGGCUUUGCUGACUUGAUGGUGAACUGUACCUGGGUUCCAAGUACUUAAUUUCAAGGAUCCGGAACAAUUUAAUCCAAUAACCUGUCUGCUUCUCACACUUUGAAUCCAUGUAUAGAAGGUUUCUUCCUUCUUUGCAGUGGGCUACAGCUGACCUAAACUUCUUCCUUUGGGCUUCCAUUUUAAUUUUCAGCUCGACUACCAUCUGUUGAAACAUUACCGCUGCAUAUGUUGCAAGUUUCCGGCGGAGUUGUUAGCAAAAGAAGUGUGACAUGCACCUAAACUACAGAACCUCUGUAGUUAUCCUCCAUCAUGCUCCAUCGGGCAAAAAUUCACAGACCGUCCGGCACUGAUGACGUAGGAGACCCACAUGGGUGUUGUAAACACAGAAAAGCAUGGAACUGAGAUGAAUAGAUCUGCCACAUGGAUCGGCACUAUAUAUCGGCCCUUUGUCACUGAUAUCCGAUCUAGCUUUUUGAGUCCGAUCUAGCCGAUACCCGAUACCAGGAUUGGGUUGGUGCAUCCCUACCAAAAGCCCUGACAACCAUCAGUCAAUUGAUUGUCAUUUAAAUAUCAACAAACACAACAAAAGUUAUUGUGCAUAAAAAGCAGGUCUAGACCGAGCUGUAUGUAUUAUCAUUUGGACCUAAAAUGACACAACAUGAGCAGGCACUUGGCAACAGUAGCAAAGAGAAACUUCCUUUUAACAGGCAGAAACCUCAAGCAGAACCAGACUCAGUGGUGGACAACAAUCUGCAGUGACCUUGCCUAUCAGAAAGAUGUCCCCUUCCAUCCAUCAUGACUUGUUCAGCAAGAGGAACUGGCCGACCUACCUCACACUGGACAAGUUCCAAUGUCCAGUGCCCAAGGAAUCAGUACAAUAUAUCAUAUGGUUUCUUACUGGUGCCAGCUACAGAGCUAUGACAGGCUCCCCAACUUUAAAGAGGAUGUUAUCUCAAACUAGGACGUGCAUACAUAGGAAGACUCAAGUGCUCAGAAACAUCCUCAGAGAAGGUACCUGUUGGAUUUGAGCAUUCUCAGCAAGACUCCCAAGAAGAGAUCAAAGCCAUGGAUGGACUUUUGGCAAAGAAAGACUUUCAAAGCCAACCUUAUCUGGUUUUCCGACAGAGGUGAGGGUGACCGCAGCGCCAUCCCAGAGAAUGCUUCCCAAGAGCAGAUAGAAAUGUAUCGCCAGACAGACAAUGUGACAUCGAACCAAUGCAUCAUUAUCAGUACUCCUGUGCAGGAAGGCAUUAAAAAGCCAGACAAAUAGGUCACCCACCUGUUUGUAUCAAUGCAUCAGAGUAGUAAGGCCACCUUAUAGAAAAGAUAAAUUAAGAUUUUGAGAUCAAAGUUGUAAAUUCAUGAGAAUAAACUGAAAUUUAAAGAAAACUGUUGAAAUUUAAGAAAAUUAGGACAUAAUAUAACAAGAAUGAAGUCGUACAAUAUGAGAUAAAAGUAAUCUUAUUAAGCUAUGGUUAGUCUUCAUGUUAUAUGAAGAGACAAAUCAGAAGAGUCGUCUGCAGCUGCCUGCACUCAAAUGGAGCCUCCUGUGAAAAUAUACUUCAAAUUUAAUAAAAAACUAAAAACUUGAUCUUUCAAAACAUCAGUACCACAUUGUCAUAAGGAUUUGGAUUCUGAUUGCGCAAGAAACUGAGUCUGUUCUGAAGAAGCACAGGCUACUUAUUAGCCUGUGCACACUUCUGCAACCGCUGUUUGUCCUCAAGCUGUUGAGUUUAACUUCACAAGAUGAUUCACAGUCCUCGUUUUAGCGCAGGGAUUUGGCUGGUCUUUUGAUACUCCUUCUUUCUCAUUAAAUCACUCGUACGUUUAGACUUUCAUCUCAUAAAUGUACAAUUUAAAUCUCAUAAAUUUGAGACUUUACUCUGAAAAUCUCCCUCUCUCUUUUUCCUCUUAUUUCUUGUUUUUCCCUGAAGUGGCCCUAAUCCUAUUAAAGAGUAACAAAGACCUGGCGUGACCCUAAUCAAACUUUUGAAUGUAUUUUUCUUACUUUAACAGCAGUUAUUACUUAGACAGAACCCUGCAAAAUAGCAAUAAUUCAAUACCGAUACGUUUAUCUGAAAUAUCUGUGGUAUGGCCUUAAAUGCAGCACCUGGUAGCAGCAAGUAUGCUAGCCAGUGUGUUAAUAUGACAUAAAAUAUCAUUAAUGUACUAAAGUGGCAAAAAUGUACUUGUGUCUUCACCAAGCGGCAACCUCCGGUCUCAAACUAUGAAGCCCAUACUGAAGUGUUAUAAACUGCAGCUCAUCGAGAAUCCGCUUGAGGCUGGCUGCAGAAACACCGGAAACCACAUAGACAUGAAUGGGAAAAAGACGAUCUUUGCAGCAUUAAUAAACAUGUUUACAGCCUGGUUCAAAAAACAGCUUGGCUCUACAUAACUAAAUUCUCUAUCGGCACACACUGUACGGGGGGUUGAAUUUUAUUUCUAACGCGACGGUUCAGAAGAUAUUAAGAUUAACAGUUUUUGCCCAAAUAAGGACAUGACUGACUUGACUCCCGGACGGGAACACAUAGCUGUUGGCUAGGAUGCUUAAACCCCACCUCUUUACGUCACACUCUGCCUGGUUGAGUUCCGCAUUUCCAAUAUGGCUGCCGCCGUCGAUUGGCUUCAAAACAGCGCUCAGGAACAGAUGGGUGACAUCACGGAUACUACAUCCAUUAUUUAUACAGUACAUGGUCUUCACCAAAACAUUACAAACCAUAGCAAUUAAUAUAAUAAUUAAUAAAUAUAGAAGUGCUACCACUUGCAACUAUUGCCUAAAGGUGUGAAGACAAAUUGAUUUAUGGUCAUUUUUAAUGCCAUGAUAGUAAAAAAAAACAACAACUAUGUGAUGCUAGCAGAUAGUAGAGUAGUCAAACCUAGCUAUUCUAUUGUCAUUAAUAACAGUAUAAGUAUAUCAUCAAUUUAAAGUUGUUCUUAUUUUUAUCUGCAUUAAAGAAAAGAAAAUGAUUAAAUGCUGGAAAUAUAAUUUCAGGAUAUUUAAAAGGUCAAAGUCUCUUUUUGGCAAACAGAACAAUAUCAGGGGCUAGCUAAGAUAACUGCUUAUUUUAGUUUAGCUUUGUGUGCUGAUCCAGGUUAUACAGAUAUGACAGGAGAAUUAUCAAGUCCAUGCAUAGUUAAAAGUAAACUGCCAUUAAAACAAUAAUAAUGAUAUGAUGUUUUUACCACACUGGUAUCAGAGUGGUAAUCAGAAAUGACCGAUACUCAUGUUUAGGAAUUUGAAUCUGUAUCUGGGAAGGAAAAUUAGUCUUGUCACAUCUCUAAGGUCAAGCCUCUGUCCUUCCCUCCACCCCCCCACCCCCCCUGUGUUCGGAGGCAGUGAAGAAAAUGAUUACACAGCCAUUCUUUCUCCAGUCCCUGGAAUAUUUGCAUGGCACCUGACUCUGAGGCAGUGACAAGGACAUGGGUUGAAACACAAGGUGAAUUUCCACCUCUGGGAUGGAGGAUUUUGACUUGUACCGGCCACAUCAACACCUUCAACAGAUAUUGCUGAUCGUGGUCAUUACUGCAAGAGCCUGUUAGAGUUCAAAGCCUGAGCGAAAAAUAUACAGACUCUUCGAAUUAGAGGGUCUGAGCCUGCAUAUGAACACACUGUACAAACUUUUUUCUGCAGCUGUUAUUGUAAUACAGCAUUAUUACAAAGGUGUAAGAACACUUUUCUUAUCCUUAGUUUUAAGCCUGUCAUCUCUGAAGUGUGACUCAGGGGUUAUGGACAAUUGCACUGCAAUAGUACAGUAUUAUGUAUACUGUAGUGUUUUUUUUUUGUUUUUGAUAAUGUGCAUUAUUACUGCAGUCACUGAUGUGCACCUACUGUACCAAGUUAAGCCAAUAGAACACACCAUACAUGCUUGCCCGAGCAGAUAGCUUAUUCCCAAGCUUCGCCUCUGACAAACAGGUAUGAUGUAAGUAUUUCUACAAGGCAGUGCAUGCGUUUUAUAUCUAUAUAUUUACUGUUUUGCACUGCUUAUGAGCCCAAAGUAGCACAUAAUAAAAUAAAAUGAUGUCAGCAUACUUAUCUCUGUUUAGGAUGCACUUAAAGGGUGUGUUGGGGCUAGGGUGUAGGUGGGAUGGGGUAGUACUUGCGCAUAAACAGACCUACAGGGGGUCCUGUGCCUAUACAACCAAUCCAAAUGCUAAUUUAGCAUCUUCAUGUAAUACUAACCAUAUCAUAAACAAAUUAUAUUGUUUCCCUGUACUGUUUGGUGGCAAUGUACAUUAACGAAAAAAUGUUGUUAGAAAAUUGUUAGAAAAGAAAUACUGCACAUCAUAUUGCCAUAUGUAAAAAAAAAUGUAUUUUUUUUAACUGAGUAAAUUAUAAGAUAAACUCUUUAGAAACAGUACUACAUAUGUUUGUUUUGAAGCUGUCGGAGCAAUAAAUAAAAAAAUUGGAGUCCC